Aspergillus oryzae RIB40 is the source of this 948-nucleotide messenger RNA. RefSeq lists its product as uncharacterized. Bases 1 to 948 code for a protein of 315 amino acids. The record is from RefSeq and is a predicted model, not a curated record. Gene Ontology annotation, molecular function: oxidoreductase activity; zinc ion binding. The transcript has 4 exons. Lineage: Eukaryota; Fungi; Ascomycota; Eurotiomycetes; Eurotiales; Aspergillaceae.
AUGAUUACCACAACCGCUAUCGUUGCUCGUGAGCCCGAAGAGCCACUGAGCAUAAACUGGACGAUGGAGGAGGUCGAGGUAUAUACGCCUGGUGAGGGAGAAAUACUUGUGGAAAUGCGCGCGACAGGCAUUUGUCAUACGGAUAUAGUUCUAUCAUCUGUACCAGCUGGGACAAGUGGAAUCCAGUAUCCAAAGAUACUGGGACAUGAAGGGGCCGGUAUCGUACGCGCACUAGGUCAGAAUGUGAAGUCCGUUGAGGUUGGAGAUCCAGUUCUACUCUCUUACUACUCCUGUUCAUCCUGUGCAUCGUGUCAGAGCGCGCAUCCUGCAUAUUGCGAGGCGUUCGCCGGGGAGAAUUACGUUGGACGGCAGGGAGGAAUGAAAAUCAGUAAGAAUGGGGAAGAGCCCUGGUCCAAAUACUUUGGCCAGUCUAGCUUUGCCCGGCACAGUCUGGCGAGCGAAAUCAGCGUUGUCAACGUUAAAGAUAUGAUUAAGAGUGAAGACGAGCUCAAGCUCUUUGCGCCACUGGGAUGUGGAUUCCAAACUGGAAUGGGCGCCAUCUUGAACUCGUCUAAUGCUGGCCCGGAUGAUGUUGUCAUGAUCUUGGGGCUGGGUGCUGUUGGGAUGGGAGCGCUUAUGACAGCCAAAAUCCGUGAAUGCAAAGCUAUAAUUGUUGUCGAUAAGGUUGAGGCGCGCCUGGAACACGCCAAACGACUAGGGGCAUCACAUACCAUCAACACAGGAACCCCUGAUAAACCAAACUUAAAGGAUGCCGUUCGUCAACUAUUUCCCUCAGGGGCGUCAGUAGUCAUCGAUACCACAGGUGUUCCCACUCUGAUUGAACAAAGCCUCCAGGCUACACAGAAAAGAGGCAAACUGGUGCUUAUUGGGGUUCCUCCCUUAGGGUAUGAGCUGAAUGUCGAUGUCGUACAGCAUAUAAAUGUUUGA